Messenger RNA from Rattus norvegicus (Norway rat), 960 nucleotides. It is a transcript of the gene Hint3, whose product is annotated as histidine triad nucleotide binding protein 3. Lineage: Eukaryota; Metazoa; Chordata; Mammalia; Rodentia; Muridae. Gene Ontology annotation, molecular function: adenosine 5'-monophosphoramidase activity; catalytic activity. The record is from RefSeq and is marked validated. The coding region runs from base 31 to 558 and encodes 175 amino acids. The transcript is spliced from 5 exons. Gene Ontology annotation, cellular component: cytoplasm; nucleus.
AGCUGAUCCUCAGGUCGCCUCUCGGCCGCCAUGGCUGAAAAGCAAGCGGGCUUAGCUGGAGAGCCGAAUCCCGACUGUACGGUCACUGCCAAAGCAGGACCUGAGGUGUCCUCGCCUGGGACCUCGGAGUCCAGGGACUAUGACAGUAACUGCGUGUUCUGCCGCGUCGCGGCGGGUCAGGAACCCGAAACUGAACUCUUAUACUGUGAGAACAAAGACCUGGUUUGUUUCAAAGAUAUCAAACCAGCAGCACUUCACCAUUACCUCGUGGUGCCAAAAAAGCAUAUUGGAAGUUGCAAGGAUCUAAACAAAGAUCACAUAGAAAUGGUUGAGAGCAUGGUCACUGUUGGAAAAACCAUUCUUGAGAGGAAUAAUUUCACAGACUUCACAGAUGUGAGAAUGGGCUUCCAUGUGCCUCCGUUCUGCUCCGUCUCUCAUCUGCACCUUCAUGUCAUAGCGCCCGCCAAAGAGUUCGGCUUCCUAUCGAGGGUGGUUUACAGGCGGGAUUCCUACUGGUUUAUCACGGUUGAUUAUUUGCUUGAAAAGCUAAGAAAAUAAAGAUGUGAACCAUGGACAAGUUCUUUCCCUGACUCAGAGCAGCCGUUGGUUUGCUCUCUGAAGGCUAAUUGCAGCCUGAAGGUUGCUGGCUCACAUGUAACACUACCACUGGGGAGCCUUACAUUUUUUUCUGAAUAAUUAUUUUCUGACAUGUCAUAGUUAUGUGAGAAUUUUCUCACUGACUUCAGUCCAUCUAAUACAAAUUCUGCUAAUCAAGAUGCAUCCUGUAUUUUUUUAAAGUUCAAGUUUCAUUUAUUAAUAGUCUUAAUAAUAAUUUGUGGUGAAUAAAUUGGCAUAAAAAUUUUGAACCUUUAUUAUAGUAAAAGAGAAAAAUUAGCCAUUUUAUGACAGUUGUAUAGUCUUACACAUAAAUAUUCAAAAUAAAGAAUACCAUGCCACUAA